Cololabis saira (Pacific saury) is the source of this 1921-nucleotide messenger RNA. RefSeq names its product COP9 signalosome subunit 2 (gene cops2). The record is from RefSeq and is a predicted model, not a curated record. Bases 98 to 1447 code for a protein of 449 amino acids. Gene Ontology annotation, cellular component: COP9 signalosome. The transcript is spliced from 13 exons. NCBI's taxonomy places the organism in Eukaryota, Metazoa, Chordata, Actinopteri, Beloniformes, Belonidae. Gene Ontology annotation, molecular function: protein binding. Gene Ontology annotation, biological process: protein deneddylation.
UAGUGCAGCUCGCUGCGCCGUGACUCCACUCCAGCGCUGCAAAACACAGCACGGGCCGGGCUACUGACCCUGAAUAAAGACAAGCAACGCCAUCAAGAUGUCCGACAUGGAAGAUGAUUUCAUGUGUGACGACGAAGAAGAUUACGAUCUGGAAUACUCAGAGGACAGUAAUUCAGAGCCGAAUGUUGACUUGGAGAACCAGUACUACAACUCCAAAGCUCUGAAGGAGGAUGAUCCCAAAGCAGCUCUCAGCAGUUUCCAGAAGGUAUUGGAGCUGGAAGGAGAGAAGGGUGAAUGGGGAUUCAAAGCACUUAAACAGAUGAUCAAAAUCAACUUUAAGCUGACCAACUUUCCAGAGAUGAUGAACAGGUACAAGCAGCUCCUUACGUACAUCAGAAGUGCCGUCACUAGAAACUACUCAGAGAAGUCUAUUAACUCCAUUCUGGACUACAUAUCUACCUCCAAACAGAGUAAUACACUCUUACAGAUGGACUUGCUGCAGGAGUUCUAUGAAACUACACUGGAGGCUUUGAAAGAUGCCAAAAAUGACAGAUUGUGGUUUAAAACUAACACAAAGUUGGGAAAGCUGUAUUUGGAGAGAGAAGAGUAUGGGAAACUGCAAAAGAUCCUAAGGCAACUUCACCAAUCGUGUCAGACAGAUGAUGGAGAAGAUGACCUGAAGAAAGGCACACAGUUGCUGGAGAUCUACGCUUUAGAAAUCCAAAUGUACACUGCACAGAAAAACAACAAGAAGCUGAAAGCGUUGUAUGAGCAGUCCCUGCAUAUCAAAUCUGCCAUUCCUCAUCCACUCAUAAUGGGCGUUAUCAGAGAGUGUGGAGGGAAGAUGCAUCUGAGAGAGGGGGAGUUUGAAAAAGCCCACACAGAUUUCUUUGAGGCCUUUAAAAACUAUGAUGAGUCCGGAAGCCCAAGAAGGACAACAUGCCUGAAGUACCUGGUCUUAGCAAACAUGCUGAUGAAGUCAGGAAUAAACCCCUUUGACUCUCAAGAGGCCAAACCCUACAAAAAUGACCCAGAGAUCCUUGCGAUGACCAACUUAGUAAGCGCCUACCAGAACAAUGACAUCACGGAAUUUGAGAAAAUCUUGAAAACAAAUCACAGUAACAUAAUGGAUGACCCGUUCAUUAGAGAGCACAUAGAGGAGCUCCUGCGUAACAUUAGAACUCAAGUACUUAUCAAGCUCAUCAAACCAUACACAAGAAUACACAUCCCUUUCAUUUCUAAGGAGCUGAACAUUGAUGUGUGUGAUGUGGAGAGUUUGCUGGUGCAGUGCAUCUUGGAUAAUACCAUCCACGGACGAAUUGACCAGGUCAACCAGCUACUAGAACUGGACUACCAGAAAAGAGGAGGCGCCCGAUACACAGCUUUAGACAAAUGGACAAAUCAGCUCAAUUCCUUGAACCAAGCCAUUGUUAGCAAGCUCACAUGAUGGAAUAUUGAAUCAAGAGACAAGGAAAAAACGCAUGUUUGAAUACAUCCAUAAAAUGUUCUACUGUGCUUCUUCAAGUAUAUCUCCUCAGACAAGAUACACAGCACAGAUUUUAAGAAGGUUUCAUUUUCAAGAAGACUUCAAAAACCCCAAGAAUGUGUUCAGUGCUUUUUUUCUUUUCUUUUUUUUUCCUGUGUGUCCUGAUCAGAAGGAAAUCACUGACACUUGUUUUUGUUUUUCUUAUUUUUCUUUUAUGUGCAGCAAAUACUUCAGUUUGGAAGAAGAAUUUUCCAAAUGUGAACGCGUGUACACAGUAUUUUAUGUAUGCUGUUGGUAAUAAACAGAUCUCUCUGCACUAAAAGGACUGAGCCACAUUUGCCUUACCACAAGCUUUGAAAUUAAAAAUAUGCUGCAUUUUGAAGUAAAAUAGUAUCAGUUAAAUAUUAAAAAUCAGACGUCUAUAAUCCAGGUGCC